AUGGUUGGCACAAGGAAUACGGCCUACGCGGAGGAGAGCGCAGAGGUCAAGGUGUUGUACGCCAACCUCGAGAAGCUCAAGCUCCUUACGAAGAAGAUCCAAGGCUCCAUGGUUCGCCUAGAGACCGGUGGAAACGUAGUGAAAAAUGCCAUCGGUCCCAUCUACAGCAACACGCAAUCUCUCCAGAUCACCAACACCAACAUUGACAGAGUCAAUGAGGCAAUCGAACGGCUCCGUCAGCCUCUCGAUGCGAAGAGGGGAGAGGAAGGCAUCAUUCGCGCUGGACCUCAAAGCGCCGGCCUGCCCCAAUACCUGUCAGCCCUUAGACGGGUGGAAAAGGCACUCGUGGACCUCAACUCGACUAAUAUGCGGUCGAACGAAAAAGCGAUCUCCGAUUUGACCUCGUUAUUAUCCAUCGGUUCCACCCAACUUCAGGACCUGCUCCGUGGCAAGUUAAGCCAAUACGUCGGGCCUGUCGAGCCGCUACAUUAUCUGACAAAAGAACUACCAUUCCCGUCGAUCCCGCAGGAAGAACUCGCCAUAUUGGGGCCUAUCUGCUCCACCCUCGACUCAGUGGCGGCAUUAGGACCCCAGCGUGGUGAAGGUGGCAAUCCGGCUGUCAGAAUAUACGCUGAGAUCCGUGGUGGAUACGUUACAUCAAACUUGCAGAACCUCGCGACUGCAUCCCUGAAUACCGUCAAACGGAGGGCUACCGACGGUCCCUAUAAACAAGGCACAAACGGAAUCGGGAUUUAUUCGAAUGCGCUGGAAAAUUUCAUUUACGCCGAACAUGAGAUCCUUUCGCGCAUAUUUACGGGCGAACAACGAGGCCUGGCUCUGCAGGCUACGUGUCGUUCGGCGCUGACCGAAUACUCCAAAACCCUGCGGGAACUCAAUCAGUACAUCCGUGCCAAUCUCAUGACCGAUUGUUUUCUGGCCUUCGAGAUUAUUGACAUUGUAACCGCCAUGUCUUAUCGUGUCGACUCCAAAACGGGCGAGCUCAAAAGCUUGUUCAUCGAAGCUCUCAGACCCGUCCGUGAGACCGCCAAAUCCUCGCUUUCGGAACUGAUCGAGGAGACAAAGCGGAAAGCGGGAGCUAUCACGAUGCUGCCGCCGGAUGGAGGACCCGUACCUCUGGUCCAUGAAGUGAUGAACUCUCUCAUCACAUUGACUGCAUAUUCAGGCCCAUUGGCUUCGAUCUUGACUUCGCUGGGAGACGGAAAUUGGCGGUCCACGUCCAAUGUACCCAACCCUACACCCUUGGACGUCAGUCCGGACAGCUCGACACUUUUAUCACACUUCAUCCUGGAUAUGAUCGAAACCAUGAUGGUUGCUCUUGAAGCGCGGGGGCGAACAUUUCACCGCUCCAAAGCCGUGCAGGGUGUGUUCCUGUCCAACAUAUUUUGCAUCGUCGACCGCUCUAUUCGGCAGAAUCCGGAACUGGCCAAGUAUUUAGGGUCUCCGGACAGCAUCGCGCGAAUCGACAGCUUCCGCAAGCGUGCCACCUCCACCUACCUGGAUGCCUGGAAGGAGCCCUCGCAUUACCUGCUGGAUGUCCAGUAUACGUCGCGGGGGGCACGUCCCGCAUCGAGCGGCGCAGUCGACUCCAGCGCCAUUGUCAAGGCCCUCCACUCCAAGGAUCGGGACGCAAUCAAGGACAAAUUCAAGGCGUUCAACGCUAGCUUUGAUGAGCUGGUGUCGCGCCACAAGUCACUCUACAUGGAACGAGAGGUGCGCGGAGUACUCGCGCGAGAAGUGCAGGGCGUCCUGGAGCCUCUCUAUGCCCGCUUCUGGGACCGCUACCACGAGAUCGACAAAGGCCGGGGCAAAUAUGCCAAGUACGACAAGAACAAUAACGUGACUGAUAAGCGGAGCCCCGCUAGCGUCAAGAUUGUCCCGCCGCAAAAUUUCCCAUCGAUCCUCCACACAUUCAAGAGCCCCUCUCCUAUCUGUUCUCCUUUCCUGAACCGCUUCUCUACCUGGCGACAGCUGUGGCUCUGGCUGGCCGAGUCUCAAAAGGAGCUCGGUCUCCCUAUCACCGAUGACGCCAUUUCCCAGAUGAAGGCGCAUACUACGAUCCAGGACGAGGAGUUCAAGGUUGCCGCGGAGGAGGAAAAGCGCCGGAGACACGAUGUCAUGGCCCACGUCCACGCGUACGGACAGGUCGCCCCGGCUGCGGCGGGCAUCAUCCACUGGGGUGCCACCUCGUGCUACUGCACGGACAACGCCGAUCUCAUCUUCCUCCGCGACGGUCUCGACAUCCUGAUCCCCAAGCUGGCCGUCGUUAUCGAUAAGCUGUCUGCAUUCGCGCAGGAGUACAAGGACCUGCCUUGUCUCGGCUUCACGCACGGACAGCCUGCCCAGCUCGUCACGGUUGGCAAGCGGGCGUGCCUGUGGAUCCAGGAUCUGCUCAUGGAUCUGAGGAACUUGGAGAGGGCCCGCGAUGACCUGCGUUUCCGUGGUGUCAAGGGUACCACCGGUACUCAGGCUUCUUUCCUCCAGAUCUUCGAGGGUGAUCACGGUAAGGUCGAGCAGCUGGACGAGCUGGUGACCGAGAAGGCUGGGUUCAGCUCUGCUUUCAUCAUUUCCAGCCAGACGUACUCCCGCAAGAUCGACGUUGAUGUUGGCAACGCCCUGGGCUCCUUCGGUUCCACUUGCGAGCGCAUUGGCAUUGAUAUCCGCCAUCUCGCCAUGCUCAAGGAGCUUGAAGAGCCUUUUGAGAAGGACCAGAUUGGCAGCAGCGCGAUGGCCUAUAAGCGCAACCCGAUGCGCUCUGAGCGUCUCUGCUCCCUGGGAAGACACCUUCAGAACCUGCCCAAGGAUGCCUUGGACACCUACUCGGCGCAGUGGUUUGAGCGCUCUCUGGUCGCUAACCACAUCCCAGACAACGUCACCUCUGGCUUCGUCGUCUACCCCGAGGUCAUCAGACGUCAUGUGAACGACGAGCUUCCUUUCAUGGCCACUCCUGUAAACAAUUACUUACAACAACAGGUCAUCAUGGCCUGCGUCAAGAAGGGCCUUUCCCGGCAAGACGCGCAUGAGGAAAUCCGCGUCCUCUCCCACCAAGCCGCCGACAACGUCAAGAAGCACGGCCAGGACAACGACCUGCUCGAGCGCAUCCGCCGCACCGAGUUCUUCAGCCCCAUCCUGGGCGAGCUCGAAACCCUCCUCGACCCGAGCACCUUCGUCGGCCGCGCCCCGCAGCAGGUUGAGAAAUUCGUCUCGACAGAGGUCAAGCAGGUUCUUAAGCCUUAUGAGUCCCAUCUCGCCAAGGCGGAGACGUCUGCUCUUCAUGUCUAA
Aspergillus candidus is the source of this 3300-nucleotide messenger RNA. Its product is annotated as Cullin repeat-like-containing domain protein. The transcript is spliced from 11 exons. Gene Ontology annotation, cellular component: cytosol; exocyst. Bases 1 to 3300 code for a protein of 1099 amino acids. Gene Ontology annotation, biological process: exocytosis; 'de novo' AMP biosynthetic process. Gene Ontology annotation, molecular function: (S)-2-(5-amino-1-(5-phospho-D-ribosyl)imidazole-4-carboxamido) succinate lyase (fumarate-forming) activity; N6-(1,2-dicarboxyethyl)AMP AMP-lyase (fumarate-forming) activity; phosphatidylinositol-4,5-bisphosphate binding. NCBI's taxonomy places the organism in Eukaryota, Fungi, Ascomycota, Eurotiomycetes, Eurotiales, Aspergillaceae. The record is from RefSeq and is a predicted model, not a curated record.